Danio rerio (zebrafish) is the source of this 1424-nucleotide messenger RNA. RefSeq names its product cathepsin L, like (gene ctsll). Gene Ontology annotation, biological process: proteolysis. NCBI's taxonomy places the organism in Eukaryota, Metazoa, Chordata, Actinopteri, Cypriniformes, Danionidae. Gene Ontology annotation, molecular function: cysteine-type endopeptidase activity; cysteine-type peptidase activity. The record is from RefSeq and is marked provisional.
AGUCAAACAUUUCUUUCGCUUGUGAAAGUCUUGCAGGCAGAAUGCUGUUGUUUGCCUCACUCGUCACACUGUGCAUAAGCGCAGUGUUUGCUGCUCCAACCCUAGACCAGAAGUUAGAUGACCACUGGCACCUCUGGAAGCGCUGGCAUGAAAAAAGCUAUCAUGAGAAAGAGGAGGGCUGGAGGAGAAUGGUUUGGGAAAAGAACUUGAAAAAAAUUGAGCUACACAACCUUGAGCACUCAGUGGGCAAACACACCUUCAGACUGGGAAUGAAUCAAUUUGGUGACAUGACAAAUGAGGAGUUCAGACAGGCAAUGAAUGGUUAUAACCGUGACCCCAACCGGAAGUCAAAGGGCUCAUUGUUCAUAGAACCCAGCUUUUUUACAGCCCCUCAACAGAUUGACUGGAGACAGAAGGGCUAUGUUACUCCUAUCAAAGACCAGAAACGGUGUGGAUCUUGCUGGGCUUUCAGUUCAACAGGUGCCUUGGAGGGUCAAGUCUUCCGGAAAACCGGAAAGCUGGUUUCUCUGAGUGAGCAAAACUUGAUGGACUGUUCCAGACCACAGGGCAAUAAUGGUUGUGAUGGAGGCCUCAUGGACCAGGCCUUCCAAUAUGUUCAAGACAACAACGGGCUGGACUCUGAAGAGUCAUACCCUUAUCUUGCAACGGAUGAUCAGCCAUGCCAUUAUGACCCCCGUUAUAGUGCUGCAAAUGUCACCGGUUUUGUUGACAUCCCCAGUGGUAAAGAGCAUGCUCUUAUGAAGGCUGUUGCUGCUGUGGGUCCUGUAGCUGUUGCUAUUGAUGCAGGACAUGAAUCCUUCCAGUUCUAUCAGUCUGGCAUCUAUUACGAGAAGGCAUGCAGCACCGAAGAACUUGAUCAUGGAGUCUUGGUGGUUGGUUAUGGUUAUGAGGGGGUUGAUGUUGCUGGAAGGAGGUACUGGAUCGUGAAGAACAGCUGGACUGACAGAUGGGGUGACAAAGGCUACAUUUACAUGGCUAAAGACCUAAAGAAUCACUGUGGCAUUGCGACAUCAGCCAGUUACCCCCUAAUGUAAAGCAAUUAGAGCUUUCUCUGCAUUCUGGAAAUGACUUUUGUUUGAUUUUAAUGUGAAUUUGUGUUCAAUUUUAUCAAUGUUUUGCUGUUAGGCCCAAGAUGUUUUAGACAAGUCUUACAGUUUUAGUCUAGAACACUGACAAUAUUUGUAUCAAGUGAUUACUAAAGAUUUAGUAACCUGUUUUUGGUUGACCCAGUGAACCAUUCUGCAUUGUGAUGCAAGUCAUUUCACUACAUCUAAAGCUUAAAUGUGAGUAUGGUAACAAGCUGCUUUAAUGUAAGAGGCGAUCCAUGAAUGUACAAAUGCUGUGCCUUUAUCUUCUGUACUUAACCUGUGAAUGGAUGAAUAAUAAAUAUUCUGUCAUGGAAA